AUGAAGACCUUUUACUAUUUCCUUCGUUUUCUGUGUUUUGUGACCCUCAUUCUACCAGUCACAUGUACCUUGAUGGAUGCUGAUCGUUGCAUAAAACUUAAUGGUCGCUGUAAAAAAGACUGUCAUAGAAGUGAAAGGCGAAUUGACUCAUGUUUCUUGCCAAAUAAAGUUUGCUGCAUCAAGAGGCUGCUUGACAAAUAUUGA
Messenger RNA from Carlito syrichta (Philippine tarsier), 204 nucleotides. RefSeq names its product defensin beta 114 (gene DEFB114). Gene Ontology annotation, cellular component: extracellular region. The record is from RefSeq and is a predicted model, not a curated record. Lineage: Eukaryota; Metazoa; Chordata; Mammalia; Primates; Tarsiidae. The transcript is spliced from 2 exons. Gene Ontology annotation, biological process: innate immune response. Bases 1 to 204 code for a protein of 67 amino acids.